CUCUUGAUUAUUUUUUCCAUGAUUUUAUAUUAUUGAUUCUGCUCAAUAAAUAGUGAAAUUAGGGGUUUAGUUUUGCUCAAUUAAUGAAUUAAUUAUGAUAUAUAAAAUGGCAAACAAAAGAGGAUUAGGGUUUUACACUCUGUUACUAAUUGUAUCUAUAUCAGCUCUGUUUAUAUAUUCUGUGUAUAAAUCUUCCUUAAUUUCCAUCUCAUCAUCAUCAACACUCAUAACUCCAACUUUCGAGAAACUCCAAAAAGAUCCCAACUUUCAAAACCCCACAAGUUUCAGCCUCACUAUCAAAGUAUUGACUUACAAUCGCCUAGCGUCGCUCUCGCGGUGCCUGAGGUCGUUAUCCGCUGCUCAUUAUGAUGAUGAAAGGGUGAACCUUCAUGUAUUUGUUGAUCAUUUUAAGGUUUUAAAUGAAAAAGAUGAGAACUUGGAUCAGAAACUGAAUGAAUCGAGAAAGAUUCUUGCUUUUGUUGAUGGGUUUGAGUGGAAGUUUGGGGAAAAGAUGGUGCAUUAUCGGACUGGGAACGCUGGCCUCCAGGCGCAAUGGUUGGAAGCAUGGUGGCCUGUUUCGGAUGACGAGUUUGCAUUUGUGGUGGAAGAUGAUAUUGAAUUGUCGCCUUUGUAUUACAGGUUUUUGAAGGGUUUGAUUGUUAAUUAUUAUUAUAAUGCAACAAAUUAUAGUCCAUGGAUAUAUGGAGCUUCUUUACAACGGCCGAGGUUCGUGCCAGGUAAGCAUGGGAACAAAAUACACUUUAACAAAGAAACACAAGUGUUCUUGUAUCAGCUUGUUGGUACUUGGGGUCAGCUUCUAUUUCCGAGACCCUGGAAGGAGUUUCGUUUAUGGUAUGACACACAUAAAACCAAAGGCAUCAAACCGAUUAUUGAUGGCAUGGUGACAACGGGGUGGUAUAAAAAGAUGGGAGACAAGAUAUGGACUCCUUGGUUUAUUAAAUUUAUUCAUGCUCGGGGCUAUUUUAACAUAUACACAAAUUUCUUACACGAGACAUCGCUUAGCACCUCUCAUAGAGAUGCAGGUGUUAACUAUGGGAAAACAGCAGGACCAGACUCAAAUCUGAUUCAAGAGAAUUUUAGUGAGAGCCCUUUUUUAAAAUUGGAGCCUUUAAGAAAUCUGAAGUGGUAUGAUUUCUGUUUCAGAGAAGUAAUUCCUGAUCGAGUUGUGAAGAGUGUCCAUGAACUUGAUCCUGUUCUAAAAUCUGCUCAACGGGCAAAUGCUCUAGUGUUUGUGAACAUAGAUCAAACAUCAGAGAUAUUUACCCAUAACUUGUUGUGUCACUUUGAGAGGCUUAAUGUUCGGAACUAUGUAUUCAUGGGACCCAACUCUGAUUUCUUGCUCGAUCUUUCAAGACGUGGGCAUCCCGUGAUCAAUGUUGAUAGAUUUUUUGACAGCAUCAAGGAAUAUAAAUCAAUUAAAUGUGAUAAAGAGAUUAUCGUGAAGGCCUAUGUGAUUAAGAAAGCAUUAGAAAUGAAGUAUGACACAUGGAUGUUGGAUCACAACAUGCUUCCAGUCAAGGCGGACUUAUUUCUUGGCUCAAUUAAACUUGACUCCACUGCUGACUUUUAUGCUGGGAAGAGAUUUGGGCUUUUAGUUGCCAGGAGUUCUGGAUCUGGAUUUUGGACUGAUCGUUUUGUUAAUGAAAUUGCACGAGUGGCUGAAUCCAACAAGGGUAAAUAUGAGACCAGUUUUGGGGUCUUAGCAGGCAAGCUAUUGGAGAUAAAAGGUGGUAAGUUAAAGUGGUACAAUGAGGCUGAAUUUAGUGCUAAAAUUGAUGUAGGUAACGAUCUCGGAACCUCAUUAAAGAAUGACACAAGUGUUGCACUUUGGUUGUCUGACAUAGGUCAUGAUUUAGUUCGAAAUAGACUUACAAGUUUAGGUUUGUGGAUUAUAGAUUCUGAGUCCCAUUGUACAGCUGUUAUAUGUCAUCUGUCAUAGCAAUUUGUUCUCUAAGCAAUUUUUCUAGUUUUUUUUUUAAUUUGUAAUAUUUUUGAUGAGCAGGUCAUUUGUAAAACAUGUAACAGAUGCAUAAUUAUCCAGUUUUGUAAGAAUUA
Molecule: messenger RNA, 2076 nt
Organism: Erigeron canadensis
Lineage: Eukaryota; Viridiplantae; Streptophyta; Magnoliopsida; Asterales; Asteraceae
Exons: 3
Coding region: 95-1960 (621 amino acids)
Source: RefSeq, a predicted model, not a curated record